Doryrhamphus excisus (bluestripe pipefish) is the source of this 1350-nucleotide messenger RNA. RefSeq names its product shieldin complex subunit 3 (gene shld3). Gene Ontology annotation, biological process: negative regulation of double-strand break repair via homologous recombination; positive regulation of double-strand break repair via nonhomologous end joining; positive regulation of isotype switching. Lineage: Eukaryota; Metazoa; Chordata; Actinopteri; Syngnathiformes; Syngnathidae. The record is from RefSeq and is a predicted model, not a curated record.
GAGUAUUUCAUAUUGACAACAAAUAUGGCCGCCAUCCUGUGCUCCCGCCAUUGACUCAAGUAUCGCGAGAGACUGUGAGAUGUCGGCGCCGGCUAAAGUUGGUGAGCUGACGCCAGCUGCGCCACGGCUGCUUUAAUUAAACGUGGAAAUGUCGUGAAGACUUCCGAUGUGACGAAGAUGAGGAGGGGCCCAGAUGGAGGAUGUGGUUCUUCACCUGCACGGAGGGGCUGAAGGACUCCGUACUUGGAUCCAAAAGACAGAGAAGCUCCUUGAGCCUUUUACCUGCCGACCCCCUCCGGUCUUCACCCCCUGGUUCCCGGACGCGGCGGCAGAACGCCCCCCGCCCAUCAGACCCGCCAAACCUCCCCCCGUCCUCAGCAGCGGCUGUCACGGCCCAAGCCAAGCGCACGGUUCUGAUGGCGUCGCCGUUUCUACACCCUCAUGCCGCCCCGUCACGCCCCCACCUGAUGAAAAGCGUGUCAAACGGUCGUGGAGCGUCAUGACUUCGAGAGACUCGCUUGGGCGCCUGCCUUCGAUCUCCAAGCGCUUCCGUGGCGCCGUGUCCCUGCACGGCUUGCACCCCCGCCAGAGGUCCAAGUGGGUCAUCAGCCAGAACAACUGUGGACGGCGAGACAUGGAGCAGGUGUGGCGAGCAGUGAGCGGCGCCGUGCAGCGCCCCGGCUUGGCCACGUGCAACGCCAACAUCCAGCGUGAGCGAGCAGAGAUCUGGGUGUUCUGUGACGUGGCGUACGCCGAGCAGGUGGGCCGCCUCCUGAAGGAGCGUCUAGAGCUGUCGGGCUCCAUCGGCCUGGUCGUCCACAAGCUGGGAAGCGUCUUCAGCUUGUAGCGCCACCGUUGGCGACUCGGCGACGCCUCAAGCUAAAGCCAAAACGUACUCCAAGAAAUGAAAUAGAAGUCGGCAGUCUCAUUUUAUUGUGAAAAUCCUGCAUUCGGAUUGACUUUCAUGCACUGAAAGUACGUGCUCGUGGAUCAUGUGACGUAAAUAUAACGCUAUGCGUUGGUGUGGGUGAACGCCAGACGUUUGUUGGAGAAAAAGCUGCAGCGGCGUCACGUGACUGUGAUGCAUGAAUGGGGGCAGCCUGUCUCCACCCCCCUCCUUUGUUGCCAUGCGGCCGCUUGACGGUGCUGCCUGAAAUCUAGGUUAGCGGAUGUGACGUCGCGGCACAUCAUCCGCUAACCCCGAUCGGAGGGGCGCCGUUUUAUUUUGAAAGUCUCUUCACAAACUCCGUGUUUUGUACUACCGUUUAAACACACGCGCUUACACUCAUGCGCGUGUGUAUGAUUAGUGUACAUAAAUAUUACAUAUGUAUUAAAGCGAUUCGUAACCCA